Molecule: messenger RNA, 990 nt
Organism: Indicator indicator
Lineage: Eukaryota; Metazoa; Chordata; Aves; Piciformes; Indicatoridae
Gene: HS3ST6
Product: heparan sulfate-glucosamine 3-sulfotransferase 6
Exons: 2
Coding region: 1-990 (329 amino acids)
Molecular function (GO): [heparan sulfate]-glucosamine 3-sulfotransferase activity
Source: RefSeq, a predicted model, not a curated record
AUGGGAUGUAGCGGGCGGCUGUUGGGACCCGUCGGGGGCCGCCGCGCCUCGUUGCUCCUCACCAUGAUCUUCUUCUUCACCUACUUCUUCUACUGCCUGCCGGGACCUUGCGAGCCGCUGCCCCCCACCCUGCUGCUGCCACCUCCCGCCGCUCUCCCCGACGGCUCCGAAAUGGGGCUGGGGAUGCCCGGGGGGGACCCGGGGGUGUUAGGAGGAAGCAGAAGAUUCCCCCAAGCCAUCAUCGUAGGCGUGAAGAAAGGUGGGACCCGAGCGCUGCUGGAGUUCCUGCGGGCGCACCCCGGGGUGCGGGCUGUGGGUGCUGAGCCCCACUUCUUCGAUAGGUGCUAUGAGAAGGGACUGCGAUGGUACAGGAGCCUGAUGCCACGGACCCUGGAGGGGCAGAUCACCAUGGAGAAGACCCCCAGCUACUUCGUGACCAAAGAGGCUCCGCGGCGCAUCUACAACAUGUCCCGGGACACGAAGCUGAUCGUGGUGGUGAGGAACCCUGUCACCAGGGCCAUCUCAGACUACACACAGACUCUCUCCAAAAACCCCUCCAUCCCCAGCUUCCAGGCCCUGGCCUUCAAAAACCUCAGCACGGGGCUGAUCGACACGAGCUGGAGCGCGGUGAGGAUCGGGAUCUACGCCAAGCACCUGGACAACUGGCUGCAGUACUUCCCCCUCUCCAAGUUCCUCUUCGUCAGCGGGGAGAGGCUGGUCAGCGACCCAGCAGGGGAGAUGGGGCGUGUCCAGGACUUCCUGGGGCUCCAGAGGGUGGUGACAGACAAACAUUUCUACUUUAACGAGACCAAGGGCUUCCCCUGCCUGAAGAAGCCAGAAGGCAGCAGCAAGCCUCGCUGCCUGGGGAAAUCCAAGGGGAGACCCCACCCCAAAAUCGACCUGCAGGUGGUGCAGCGCCUGCGGGAGUUCUACAGACCCUUCAACAUGAAGUUUUAUCAGAUGACAGGGCAGGACUUUGGGUGGGACUGA